Molecule: messenger RNA, 2735 nt
Organism: Phycodurus eques (leafy seadragon)
Lineage: Eukaryota; Metazoa; Chordata; Actinopteri; Syngnathiformes; Syngnathidae
Product: homeobox protein otx5-like
Exons: 3
Coding region: 479-1369 (296 amino acids)
Biological process (GO): multicellular organism development; regulation of transcription by RNA polymerase II
Cellular component (GO): nucleus
Molecular function (GO): DNA-binding transcription factor activity, RNA polymerase II-specific; RNA polymerase II cis-regulatory region sequence-specific DNA binding
Source: RefSeq, a predicted model, not a curated record
CUUCUCUCGCCUCACUUGUCCACUCUGCUUGCAAGCGCAUCUUCUCCAUUGUGCAGCGAUCGAGGGACCACCCGGAGACCUUCUCGGCUUCUCGCCCGAGCGCGCACUCCUUUGGAACUUCACCUUUUGCCACUUUCUAGCCGGAGGGACGACGCGGACGGCGCAAAAAGACGUCGUAGGGUGUCGUACAAUUAUUGCGGAGCUUUCUUUUAGUGUGGCGUUCCUAUUCUUUUAAUUUUUAGCGGUGUGCCGAGCUCUUUUUUUUUUUUUUUUGUCCUUCCUAACAGCCAAAAAAGGGACACCUAAAAAUAUACAAACGGGUUGCGCAUCAGUUUUGCAGGUGUCGAGAGAGAGAGAGAGAGAGAGAGAGAGAGAGAGAGAGAGAGAGAUCACGUCGAGGGAGGAGGAGGCCUCUGUUGUGAGAGGAGAGCAAAGAGUGAGCGAGUGAGGGAGCUUUUUAAAGGCCACUGCAGGAGGCAUGAUGUCCUACAUUAAGCAACCCCAUUACGCCGUGAACGGGUUAACUCUGGCCGGCCCGGGCAUGGAUCUGCUGCACACCACCGCCGUUGGAUACCCCAGUACCCCGCGCAAGCAGCGUCGGGAGCGCACCACCUUCACGCGCGCGCAGCUGGACAUCCUGGAGGCGCUGUUUGCCAAAACACGUUACCCGGACAUCUUCAUGAGGGAAGAGGUGGCCCUCAAAAUCAAUUUGCCCGAGUCCAGAGUCCAGGUAUGGUUCAAGAACCGUCGUGCCAAGUGCCGGCAACAGCAGCAGCAGAGCACAGGCCAGUCCAAACCGCGACCUCCCAAAAAGAAGGCCUCACCCAUUCGUGAGGCCAGCGCUGAGGCCAGUGCCAACCCCACCAAUGGUCCCUACAGCCCGCCGCCGCCUCCCCCGGGGACCGCCAUCACACCCAGUUCCAGCUCUGCCAGCGCCACAGUGUCCAUUUGGAGUCCGGCCUCCAUCUCUCCCCUGCCGGACCCCCUGUCCGCCUCCACCACCCCCUGCAUGCAGCGUACCACCGCCUACCCCAUGACCUACACCCAGGCUCCGGCCUACAGCCAGAGCUACGCAGGCUCCUCCUCCUACUUCACCGGCCUGGACUGUAGUUCCUACUUGUCACCCAUGCACCCGCAGCUGUCGGGCACAGGUGGCGCCCUGAGCCCCAUUACCGCCUCCUCCAUGGGCGGGCCCCUAAGCCAGUCCCCUGCCUCACUCUCCUCCCAAGGCUACACGGCCGCUUCGCUGGGCUUCGGAGCUGUCGACUGUCUGGACUACAAGGACCAAGCUGCCUGGAAACUUAAUUUCAAUGCCACUGACUGUCUGGACUACAAAGACCAGAACUCGUGGAAGUUCCAGGUCUUGUAAAUAUCAUCGCGGGUGGGUUUGGGAAGGGAGGGGAUAUGGGAACAAGUUUUGAAUCAGAGUCAAAUUACUGAUGUUGAUUUUACAAGCUGGACAAAGAAACCAAUCCAAAUGUGGCUGCAACAAUCUCUCUUGUGUUUGUUGAUGCUUGCCUGGUCUAUCUAUUUUGAGCAAAGUAAAUAAAGCAAUAACACAGAGAGCUGCUAAUUUGUUUUCCCCUUUUAUGAAGGCUCACUCAACAAGCACUGAGCCCAACAGAUCAGCGCUCCCAACCUUUAAGAGGUGCAGAUCAAUACCCCAUCAAAGCCGACGAUUCCUCAGUAGCCUUGUUUGAUGCUGACCCUCUUCAGCCGGCGUGUGAUCCAAGUCAAGAGGGUUGAUCGAGUCCCAGAAGUGACUGCAGUACAAACUUGUUGCCUUUGAGCAUGCUUGUAAUCAAUCGUUAGGAGAACGGCUCAUGCUUUGUUAGUUUAAUAGGAUCAACUCUUGGGCAACAAUGGCCGCAUUGUGGCAAUUGGCACUCGACAAAUACCCUCCUCCCGCUCCUUUUCACAGGAAGCUCGAAGAAUUUCAGCACUUCUGCUCCAAUCUAGAAAUGACUGUUUUGUUACAUUUGUUUGUGAGACAUCUGAUGGGCAAAAAGACUGCACCAGGGAAAGGGAAAGGAGGUGCCAGGGCACCACUCCACCCUUAGCACAGAGAGUUUGGUGUCUCUCUCAAUAUGUCCAUGUCCAUCCAACAUGUAAAAAUGGGAUGGGUACCAGUAUAUGUAUUUCAUGUAUCUUUUUUUGUAUUAGAAUUAAAUAUCGUUGUUUCUUUAAAGAUUUGUGGAUUUGUCAAAGUAAAAGUAAAAAUUGUUGUAAUUUUUUUUUUCAAGUUGAUAUUAUCAGUAUAUCGACUGUCAUCAUAUUAUUGAUAUCACAGCAUUUCUUUUGAUGGCACGGCCAUUGCUAAAAUACUUUUGUUGAUUUUUUUUUUUGUACAUAUUUAACCCUGGAAAUGCAACCACGUCUCCUGUAUGCACGUCAUGCAACAGCAUCUCUCGUUCUUAAAUCUUAGAAAACUGCCAACUUUGUAUUAUUUUCUCUUGUUUAUAUUUUUCCGGUAUCUGCUUUAUCCAACUCAGGGUUUCAUCUGAUAAAAGUAGCGGUAAUAGGAACAAUGCUGUUAAUGCUUCUUCAUCUAAUUUACUGGACUUUUAUCUUUUGCAUAAUUAUAUCAUCUUUGCUUUAUUUUUCUGACAUGAAUGAUUUUUUUUCAUUUGUCAUUUCAUCAUUUGUCUCGUGUGUUUGUUUGACCAGUGUGCACCACUACCAUGCUAGAUAGCGUUCAUGUUUCUGAGACAUUAAAUAACCUUGUAUAAACUUUG